Messenger RNA from Drosophila kikkawai, 573 nucleotides. Its product is annotated as synaptic plasticity regulator PANTS. Lineage: Eukaryota; Metazoa; Arthropoda; Insecta; Diptera; Drosophilidae. The record is from RefSeq and is a predicted model, not a curated record.
AUAUUUUGAUCGAUAGCAAACAAUAUCAGAUGUUUCAGUGGCCGGUUGAACUGAAUAUUUUUAUAUAAUUGACUAACAAUGGCAAAGGAACCCGAAAAUACUGACAUAAAAUCGAAUAGUACAAAGAACACACUGGAUGAUGCGUGGGCAAUACGGCCUUGUCACCUGUACAAAGAUGAAUACGACGACUGCACGAGUUUUAAGGCCCGCUUCCAUCAGUACUUCAUAUUUGGUCAGGACACCGACUGCUCCCAGUGGCUGACAGACUACCGGAACUGCGAGCGCUACCAGCAGUCCAAUGGCAACGAUGUGGCUGCCGGCGCGGCGGUGAUAAAAAGCGAGGAGGAGCGUCGAUUAAACCGCCUGCGCGCUCACUUCGCUAACGACACCUGGCAGAAGCGGAAACAGCCGCCUGGGGACUGGGCCGCACCGCUGCCCGAUUGGAUGGAGAAACGGAACGAGAAUACGUUUCUGGAGAUGAAGCAGAAGGAGCUAUCCGGCCUGGCAGCGCCGCAAGAGGAGGAACGCUCUCUGUGUGUUAUUAUGUAGGAAAUAAAUUAUUGUGGGAAAGAA